Molecule: messenger RNA, 3129 nt
Organism: Exaiptasia diaphana
Lineage: Eukaryota; Metazoa; Cnidaria; Anthozoa; Actiniaria; Aiptasiidae
Exons: 2
Coding region: 504-1316 (270 amino acids)
Source: RefSeq, a predicted model, not a curated record
GUCAGAAAAUAUGCUGUGUCACUGUUCUAAGAAAAAAUAUCGUACUUUGCUCUCAUAAGCGGAGUAAAACUGCCUUCAAUGACUGAUUAUUUGUUGCAAUCAUGGCUGAAAUGAGCAAAUAUGUUGACAUUGGCGGAGAAAGAUUUGCCCUUAACGAAAUCCCGAAUGCGAAAACUAUUUUGGUUACUCGUGCUAUAGACAGAUUUCAUAACCCUUAAGACUUGAACGAAAUUGUCACCGAUCUUUCCGAGCUUGGAAACUUCAUUCAUGUAGCGUGCAAUGGAGUCGCGGUUGACACCGAGCUUCAGAUUGCAAUCGAACGCACUGGUUAUGAGAUAAGAAAACUAGCAGACAAGUCGGGUAAAACCGUUCACAGUUUCCAAAUCAAAUCGAGGGGUAAUCUGAAAAAGCUAAAAAGGGCUUAUCGGUAUCUCUUGAAUGGAAGGAAGGUUAAGGCGCUUGUCAAACUCUCCGGUUUAGCUUCAUCGGCUGAGGAGACGGAAAUGGUUUCUAAAGAGCUUCACAAGGACUUUACAAAGCAAGUUCAGAUAAUAAGUAAACAUCGAACGAGGGCAAUCCAACUCCUAAAACGUUUUAAAGAAGAAAAAAAGGAAUCGGAAAAACAACGGGAGGAAUUCGAAAUACAGUUGAAAAAGGCACAACAAGAGAAAAGAUACUUCAAAAAGGCUGAGAGAAAGGCCGAUAAGAUGUAUGACGAGGCUCAACAGCGCCAAAAUAAAGCCUAUGGAGACCAUCAUGGUGACGCCAUGACAACUUGGACUGAUCAUCCGAUCUCAAAAUUGGCCAUUACCGUCUUUGGACGUAUAUUGGUAGCUUUUUUUCCAAUCCCUCAAAAGUCGUUGGUACAAACUUCCGAGACUGGAGACAAACUUUUCUACAAAGAGGUCAUGGAUAAAGCCGGCGAAGAAAAAUUCAAGCAUUUAAAGAUGAAGAUGAAACAACUAGAUAUGAGACGAGAAGCGAAUCAGCAGUGUAUCGAGUUUGCCGAGCGAAUCAAGAACUGUCAAAGUGGUAUUGAAGAUACACAAUCCGUCAUUGAUGCCCUGAACAACUCUGUUGGUGCGUUGAAAUCUCUCUAUAACAUCAUGAUGAAUGCAGCUCUGUUUUGGGAGCAAAUGCAGACACACUGCAAAGCCCUUCCUCCUGGGAAAGACUUGCAAACCCAGGUCGUCAAGUAUGGCAAUGCAAAAAAUGUCUGGAAGUUUAAGAAAAACGCAAUGAACUACUGCGCUAAGUGGGUAGCUUUGGUUGAUGUAUGUGAUAGAUACAGGCAGAUCAAAACAAACCGCACAUAGAGACUUGUUCCACAGAAGAUCAAAACAAACCGCACAUAGAGACUUGUUCCACAGAAGAGAAUCAAACCAUAGAGCAGUCCCUCUGCAAUUCUUGCGACACGACAUCAUUGAUAAAAGAUUUAUAAAAAGCCCAGCUCAAUACAUCUAACUAUGUAAUUAAUCACAUUUUGAAAGGCAUGAAAACUGACUAUCGAUAUUACACCGAGAAAGAAAACUUUCUAGUAAAAUCAGCAUUAGAGUAAAUUCAGAAUUGUAUCAACUUAUUCAGAAAGUCUUGAAUUUUAUCAUUUAUUAUCAUACUUAUGAUGCAUGCUGCCCUAACACAGCUGUAGUCAGAAAAUUAACGAAUAAAUAUGCAAAUUAAAAUGAAACAAUAGUUGUUUACAAAAGAUCUUGUCAUUUGAAUGGUCAGCCCCUUCUGUAUUAAAGUCAAAACAAUCUAGCUCCUUGAAGGAAUAACCUAGAAAAAAAUAGCUUCAGUAUCAUACCUAGAGCACAAACACAGCUGUUGCUGAUUUUCAAUUUUUCUCUCGAUCGUGAAAUGAGAAUGAAUUUAUAUGUUAAAUGAAUUAAUACAUCAGAAAUGUCACAUUUAGUUUUAUAAUCCUAAUAAAAUGUUGCAGUCAUUCUCAUGCAAAUGGCACGAUUGUGGACAUUGAAUUUCAAGUGGGAUUAACUUCAGUUUCCGAAAAUGUUUGGAGUGCUGGAGAACCAUAUGGCGGGGAAUCCCCCGAGAAAUAAAGAACAAAGCUAUCGCCGCCAUGUUGGAUGAAUGAACAAGAGAAACUAAUGAGGAAUGCUCUGUGAUUUUCAUCCAAUAUGGCGGUGAUGACGUAACUUGCACGCCAAGAAUAACUGUUUGUAAGAUUCAGGUUUUUCUUGCUUGACGUGCAUCUGUCCUUGAGCAACUGAGCUGGGAGCAACGAAGGAGAUGAUUGUCUAGGUGCUUAAGGCAGCUGAGUGUUGGGACGACAUCGCUUCGUUCUGCGACAGUGCCUCAAUGAAAUCUGAACAUCUUGCAAGUGUAAUGCGUUCCGCGGCAUCGAAAAUGGAGAAUACAGUGAAAAUACUAAGAAGCAGGGGCACGCAGACCUUGGUGAGAUCCUUCAAAGAUAGCUGGCAAGAAUUCGAGGAAAUGAUUCGAACCAACGAUCUUGUGAUCGCAGGGUUUCUCGAAUUUGGGCAAACGGGCAUGGUUACUAAUUCUGUAGAUUCAAGAACCCUUACUCUUAAUACAGUCGCCAUAUUAAUGGCUUUCGUUGCWUUUUUUGGCUGUUUUUCUGUUAUCCAAGGAACUUACCUGACAAUCCAUUCAAUUGCUGUAGGUUUGGCUAUAUUUAUCGCUAAGAUUGUAGGGGGUUUGUAUUCCAUCGUAUAUUUCAUAAUAUACAUUUUUUGGUAUCUUGUUUACCUUUUGUAUGUCAUUUUGGGCUUUGUAAUCUCGUUUAAGAUUGUAAAAGUUGGCGCACUGUUAGCCAGUGUCGGUGGUGCAGUUUAUGCUUGCAAACAUGGUUAUUUGGAAAAGCUAAAACGAAAACUUCAAUCAAUGAUGUAAGACACGAUCCCAAACUACCAUCCCAGGGGAUUAAGGACAUACUAGUAGUAAUUUAGAUAUUUUGUUAAUGUAAGACACGUUGCCUCACCCUACCAUACCAGGGGAUUAACGAGAUACUAGUAAUUAGGCAAUUUAGUUGUUCAUGUUGUAUUCCUAACUGCUGUAACGAGAGAUAAAUUAAUAUCUAAACAAUCAGUUUGUACAAGACGACCUGAAGGUCGUUGAUACGUAGUUCGAAAAUAAAUGAUAUAAAACUUG